UUUAAAUUUGGGCCCAUGAAGUCCUGAUCGAAGCCUAGUGAGAGGAACACAGUCAUUCCUCGUUCCGAAGAUCAAUUCCGUCGACCAGUACGGAUAUCGGCGAAGCUCUUCCCCUGUAGGCUUUCUCCGAGUCAGUAAUUGCUGGUGGUUUCCUCUGCUGAUUCUCUCCCAGAAAUGGCGUCAAGUCUGUUCAAGACACUCGUUCAAUCUUCCAAAUUGUCAUUAACCACAAGAAGUUUAAGUCUUGUACGUGGUCAAGUCAGCAACCACACCGCCAAGUGGAUGCAGGAUACGAGCAAGAAAUCCCCAAUGGAGCUGAUUAAUGAAGUUCCUCCUAUCAAGGUGGAAGGCAGGAUUGUUGCUUGCGAAGGAGAUAGCAAUCCCGCACUUGGGCACCCAAUUGAAUUUAUAUGCCUUGACUUGGCUGAACCCGCUGUCUGCAAGUAUUGUGGCCUGCGUUAUGUUCAGGACCAUCACCAUUAGAACCUGUGAUUGGCAAGUAUUAUAGAUCUGGAUUUUAUGAUAUUGUUCAUGGUUGAAAUUCAUGUUUCCUUGGUUGCAAUGUUUCUGACUAAAGAUGAUGUUGUAAUGAUGAUGAUACUCCUGUGUUAGCAUCUUCUGAAAUAAUAAGACAAUGUUCAUGCGUUUA
Molecule: messenger RNA, 649 nt
Organism: Prosopis cineraria
Lineage: Eukaryota; Viridiplantae; Streptophyta; Magnoliopsida; Fabales; Fabaceae
Product: NADH dehydrogenase [ubiquinone] iron-sulfur protein 6, mitochondrial
Exons: 4
Coding region: 175-483 (102 amino acids)
Biological process (GO): mitochondrial electron transport, NADH to ubiquinone
Source: RefSeq, a predicted model, not a curated record